UUAUUUGCCAGCAAUUUCCAGGAAAUUUUGACAGCGCACAUGGUCUUCCGGAAAUUUUCCGAAAAUGUCAUUUUAUUUGUUUUCACGCACGAACUGCACGAACUUUAUCCAUGCUGUUUUUUAUCAAUUAAAAUUCCAUCAAAAUUAAUUAAUUUAAGUGUGAAUAAAGUUCUAAAUAGAAUUUAAAAGUUAUUUUGUAGAGAAAAUUGCAAAAUAUUCCAUUAAAGUGAAAAAAAUCUUUAUAAAACUCGCGCGAAAGUGAUUGAAAACCGGAAGCAGCGCGGAGUCUCACGAUGGGACUCACAAAGCAAUAUCUGGCUUAUAAACCAGCUGGAGCUUUUAAUAUCGUCGUCAGCCCUCGUCCCAAUGCUUCCUUUGUCACUGUGAAAGGAGUUCAGGGGAGAUAUGUAGCCGUGGGAGGAGCUGAAAAGCUCCUGAUUUGGGAUUUGAGGCUUGGAGAGAAAGUUCUGGAGAUAUCAAAUGAAAAGCAAGAAGUAACAUGCUUGAACCCAAGUCCGGAUAAUCUUCACAUUUCCGUGGGAUACGCCGAUGGAUCUGUUCAGAUCUUCGAGAUGGAUUCCCGGCAAUCAGCUGCCUCCUUUGUCGUACACAAGACAGCCGUGAGCUGCCUGAGGUACGAUUCGAGCGGAAUGAAACUCCUCACAGGUGGUUUGGAUACAGAUCUCGUGGUUCUGGAUGUUGUUGCAGAAGCGGGAUUGUGUCGCCUUAGCGGUCAUCGGGGUCCCAUUACCGACGCUCACUUUCUCGAUGCUACCGGAAGGGUUAUUGUGUCCUCCUCGAAGGAUAUGCAAAUCAAAUUUUGGGACAUUGAAACGCAAAAUUGCUUCAAAACUCUCGUGGAUCACAGCACAGAAGUCUGGGCAUUGGCACUCCUCCGGGGCGGAUUACUCGUCAGUGGUUCCUCUGAGAGCACUCUGAGUGUUCACCGGGUUACCCCGAAUACCCAAGAAGACGUCGAUACAGCCAACUUGGGGGCUUUUGAGAGUGAAGCAAUGAACCCAGUGCAGGUGAAGCUAUUGGGGGUGAUUCAGCGCAGUGGAAAAGGUCGUACAGUGGCCCUGGCCAGUGAUCAGGAAGGGAGUGUCCUGGCAUGCCACGGAACGGACAAUCAGGUGGAGUUGUUCUACUUCUGCACACCCGAAGAAGCUCUCAAGAGGCUCACAAAGCGCCUCAAGAAACUCUCUGUGGAAGCCGUGGGGGAGAAGAAACCCGAAGUGAGCUUUUUCGAUGAGGUCAAGAAGCUCCCGAGCAUCCGGACACAGUGCAAAAUACGUGGACUCGACCUCCUGAUGGGUACAAAUGGAGAACUUCGUGUUGUCGUGACAUCCUCGAGUAAUUUCAUCAAACUCUUCUCAUUGAAUGUGAAGGAAAAGAAUGCCGAAGCGAAGGAAGUUCGUUCCCUAACGCAGAUUGGGCAUCACACGGAAGUCAAGAGUGUGGCUUUCAGUUCGGAUAAUCUGGCCAUUGUCACAGGGAGUGGGGAUACGCUGAAAGUAUGGAACACAGACUCCCUCAAAUGCAUCCGGACACUCGAUGUGGGAGCUAUUCUGUGCUCACUCUUCGUGCCAGGAGAUCGUCAUGUCUUGCUAGGAUUGAAGACAGGAGAACUGGUGAUUGUCAACAUUGUCGUGGGAGUCAUUGUGGAGACAAUUCCUGCCCAUUUGAAGGAUUUGUGGUCAAUGUGCCCAAUGCCCGACCUCAAAGGCUGCUUCUCUGCCGGCGGAGACAAAACCGUCAAGAUGUGGUCGUAUGAAUUGAUUGAGGAUCCCGAAAGUAAUUCCCAGGUGUUGUCAUUGAUGCACCGGAACACCCUGAAGCUCGAUGAGGCUGUCAUGUGUGUCCGUAUUUCGCCAAACAAUAAAUACCUCGCAUGUGCUCUGCUGGAUUCCACCGUGAAGAUCUUCUUCCGGGACACCCUGAAAUUCUACUUGUCCCUCUAUGGGCACAAACUUCCCGUCACCUGCAUGGACAUCUCACACGAUUCCACCCUCAUUGUCACCGGAUCCGGAGAUAGGAAUGUGAAGAUCUGGGGAUUGGACUUUGGGGAUUGCCACAAAUCUCUCUUUGCUCACGAUGACUCCGUUCUGGGUGUGCAAUUCAUCCCACACACUCACAUGUUCUUCUCAUGCGGACGCGAUGGGAAGAUCAAGGAAUGGGAUGCUGAUACAUUCGAGAAAAUCUCCACACUUCCUGCCCAUCACAUUGGUGAAGCCAAUGCUCUUGCCGUGAGCCCCAAUGGGAUGCUCGUUGUGUCAGCUGGGUCAGAUCGUGUGGUGAGAUUGUUCGAGAAGACCGAUGAGCCCAUAGUUCUGGAGGAUGCUCAGGAGGAGGAACGAGAAGAGAUUGAGAAUAGAAUCCUCGCAACGGGGGAUGAAUCCACCGUGGCCGGGAUGCCGGGACUCAAGCUUCCCUCGAAGAAAACCGUCGGAGCGGAAAAGGGUGCAGAAUCCAUUCUCGAAUGCCUAGAGAUUGGGAAUCAAUUUGACGCAAGUGAGGACAAGGAGCUCCAUCCACUUAUGCGAGCCUUCGAAGUGACCAAUUCAGCGGAUUUUCUCCUCACUACAAUCUCCCACAUUCGUGCAAGUGAUCUCGAAGAAUCCCUCCUCCUACUGCCCUUCACAUCCGUUUGUGAAAUCAUCCGGAAGAUCUACACCCUGGCAGAUAAGCGACGUGACCAGACGGAAUUAAUUUGCAAGGUAGUGCUCUUCCUCUUUCGCAUCCAUCAAAAACCAAUUGUGGCGAAUCAUGUGCUCUAUCGUGACAUCAAGAAGAUGAUAAAGAAGCUACAGGAAGUUGUACAGGAACUUCGGGAUAUGAUUGGGAUGAAUUACUACGGAUUGAGGAUGAUGCAGAGGCAAAUUGAGGAUCGCGAAGGGGUUGAACUAUUCCGGGAUCUCACAAAGAAGCGCCAAGACAAAGAGAAACGUCGGAAAGUUGAAAUGAUCCGGAAGCGGGCCAGGGAUCUUGAAACCUCAUAACUUCCGGAAAUGAACAUUUUUUGAAUAAAAUCGACCGUUAAUUUUGAAA
Molecule: messenger RNA, 3048 nt
Organism: Lutzomyia longipalpis
Lineage: Eukaryota; Metazoa; Arthropoda; Insecta; Diptera; Psychodidae
Product: WD repeat-containing protein 3
Exons: 2
Coding region: 294-2999 (901 amino acids)
Biological process (GO): maturation of SSU-rRNA
Cellular component (GO): small-subunit processome; Pwp2p-containing subcomplex of 90S preribosome
Molecular function (GO): protein binding; snoRNA binding
Source: RefSeq, a predicted model, not a curated record